AUGUGCAAGAGUAUAACCUGUAUCAUCCUCGGUGUAUUCAACGUUGCAAUGCUGAUCGGUGGUUUAGCUCUGCUAAUUCUCGGUGCUUUGAUGAGGUGGAACAAACCGCUGCUUAAACAAAUUUGUGAUGUAUCACUGAAAUUUAUGAGAGAAAAAUUGGGAGACGAGGCGAUGAAGACUGCCGAGAUAGCAAUUGACAGAAUUCAAGAGUUUGCGGGUCCAUUUGGAUUGGUAGUGUUUAUCGGAGGAAUAGUUAUUGCUUGUGUAGCCGGCUUGGCAUUCAUCGGUCUUUGCUGCCACAUCAAGUUGUUCCUGAUUAUCCUCCUGAAAUAUGCCUACGAGUAUAUGCAGAAAGCAGUACAAAACUACGUAUCGAUGGAGAGUGGAACUGUCGAGAGUGCUGUCAUGACAAUUAUUAUGCCCACGAUUGGUUGCUGUGGUUUCAACAGUGCUGAAGACUUCAAUGCAGUAGAAGCUAAGUUUAGCAAGCAGGAUACGAUUGGAAACGUCACCAUAAAAGAUUUACAGUAUCCAGUGCCAUGCUGUGAUCUAAAGCAGGAACUGAAAGAUGCACCUGGUUACUGCCCAAGGACGUUCACAGCAGAAAACAGUUUUAUUAAAUACGGUUGCAAAGCUCAGAUGGAAAGUUACGUAUUUAACAAAAUCGCGUUGGGAUCGUUAGUCGUUCUUGCAGUCACCCCCUUUAAAAAGUUUGUUAGUAAAACAGCAAGUGAUAGUCGGAAGGUGCUCACUUCGGGCAAAAUGGUGAAUGCAACAGAAUUUCUGCAAGUUUUGAACGGGUCCGCAAAGCAGUAA
Echinostoma caproni is the source of this 816-nucleotide messenger RNA. The record is from the annotation of a GenBank genome assembly. NCBI's taxonomy places the organism in Eukaryota, Metazoa, Platyhelminthes, Trematoda, Plagiorchiida, Echinostomatidae.